Messenger RNA from Conger conger (European conger), 529 nucleotides. RefSeq names its product leucine-rich repeat and calponin homology domain-containing protein 4-like. The transcript is spliced from 2 exons. The record is from RefSeq and is a predicted model, not a curated record. Bases 147 to 398 code for a protein of 83 amino acids. NCBI's taxonomy places the organism in Eukaryota, Metazoa, Chordata, Actinopteri, Anguilliformes, Congridae.
GAUAACACGUUUAGGGGAGUACUGGGCAUGUCAAUCAAAGCUUCCUGCAUCCUAACCACUCCCCCUCUCUUGCUCUCCGUUCUCCUCUUCUUGAAGAUUUGCAGCAUAACAAUAACAAUAAAGUAUACAAAGAGGCAUAUUUAUUUAUGGCUGCUGAGGAUGGUUCCCAGCUGCCGGCGACUAUCGCGGCUAGCCGGAGCGUGGAGAAGGCGCUGGAGGAGGCAGCUUCAAGCGGCGCUCUUAACUUGUCAAACCGUAAACUGAAGGAGUUUCCUCGGACCGCCAGGAACUAUGACCUGUCCGAUAUCACACACGCAGAUCUUCCAGGAGGACAUGAUGCGCUCCCUGCUGCAGAACUCGAUGCAUGUGUUCCGUGCCAUCAGCGGGACCACCCCUGACCUGGACUGAGAUCCCACCAUCAGCGGGGUCAACCCCUGACCUGGACUGAGAUCCCACCAUCAGCGGGUCAACCCCUGACCUGGACUGAGAUCCCACCAUCAGCGGGGUCAACCCCUGACCUGGACUGAGA